CACGACUGGACCUGAUGGUCAGGGGGGCCUUUACCUUUACCUUUAUUCCUCUCUAUACAGUGGUGUCAACUUGAAAAUUGAGGGCCCCACGUAUAAUUGAUCACAAGAUGCAGCACACUCACACCAUUUGAAUGGCAAUGCCCAUCAACUUAGGGGGGCAGCCCCCUCAAAUAUUUUAUGGAGGGGCAAUGGGACCCCAGCCCACAGGAGUUGGCUGAUGUUGUGAAAAUAUACUAUCUGGUUGUCACAAGUUUUUUGGGCACCCUGGGCAGAUUUGGAAUUCGGAGAUUGUGACAUUGGCAGCAGUCACCAAACAAAAUGUUUAGACUACAAUUCCCCUCAGCCCCAGGCAAUAUGGCCAGCAACAUUUGGAGAGCACCAGACUGGGCAAGGCUGACUUAGUCUAACACUCUCUAAAAAGUUACGAUUGACCUGCCACCUAAAGGCAGCUAUUUAUCUCCCCACUUUUCCCGCAAAUGUAACAAGCAAAAGAACUUUAAAAUAAACUUGUGUCUUAUGACCAGUUUGCUGAAACUUGGAAACUUUCUUCAAGUCUCAGUGCCGAACUUUAUAUUUCAUCUAUACUCAAUAAAUUUGAGUUUUACAAGAUUUCUUCUUCUUUGACUCACGUGGCAUAUAGAACAUUAAAUCACAGCAAUUUAAUAUGUUGGAAACUAACCUAAACUCACAUUUCCUAAAACCUUCUACAGAAUUCUUUCAGUGUGACAGCAGUUAAGAUAAAAGUUAACAGGGAAAUUACACAGAUAAUUCUUCCAAGAAGAAUAAAGCUGAGUAUCCUAAAAUAUAGAUAGAGCUAAGCAAUGAAAUGUACAACUGUAAAACAUAUGAAAGGAAAGCUGUUCCACUGUGAUUUAUAUUGUAAAACCAUAUAUUUAUUAGGUUUGUGUCUUUCCUUGUUAAGGGAAAGGGAGCUCAUUUUAUUACCACAGCAUACCUUAUUUACAUUGUGUAUAUAAAGGACUGUGGUUUAUGUCAGACUGAAACAAGUGGUUUUCCAUAAAUUGCAAUAUAUGUAAAAUAUAAAGAUUUCUUUGAUGGUUGAUACUGUUGAUCUUUGAUUAUGGAACUUCCCCUUGGUCAGUUCCUGAAACAGGAGAAAUGCCUGAGAAAUGUCUUUAGCUUUAUUAUCUUAAUUCUCUUCCCCUGUUUUACUCAUGUUGCUGCUGGUGAGAGCAUAUUUGAUAUCUCUCUCUGUGUGUGUGGUUUUAUUUUUAAGAGUAGCCCACAUGCUCAAACAUUGACAGAAUGCUCAGGUCAUAAUAUUGACUAUAUUAGAGCUGGGCUAAGUGAUUCGUCACAUAGACCUCCUUACAUUUCCUUUUUAGAGUUUGCAUUGAAAGCCUGGCGAUGGGAUGAGGGUUCUCGCUCUUCCUUAUUGUAAAGAACGAGAGUGCUGCAGAGCUGCAGGCUUAGAAGAAUUUUCCCGGCAGGCUCUUUCCCCCUUUUAAGCUUUCCACUACUUUUUGAGGCCUGCAGUGAUGGCUGGUUGCCAGUAGUGGUAUCAAAAAAACUGCAGCUUUAAAAAUCAAACCGGAGGGUGGCUCUUAGCCACUUGUUAAUCUUGUGUUGAACACCUUUCAGUGAAUUGCCAUUUAGGCUGGUUCUUUCGGAGAAUUCAUUAGCGAUCCUGUGGGUGCUCUCUCUCUCUCUCUCUCUCUCUCUCUCUCUCUCUCUCUCUCUCUCUCUCAUCGGUAUGUGAAUGUGGUGUUGUUUGUUUUUGCCUCACUUUGCAGAUGCAUUUCUAGGCAGCUGCAUCUCUCUGUAUAAAAUGCCCAAGAGCAGCCUUAAGCCAAUUUGCAGAAUGGACAAUUGAUUUAAUGGAGUGUGGGUAGGCUUACCCAUCCAGUCCUGUGAAAAAUGAGCUUGUUUGUUGCAGAGGAAGCAUCUGUAGGAUGGCUACCAUUUGCCUCUUGCCGUGCUGCCUCCUGUGAUGGUAGGCACGACCCCCAAGACAACAGGGGAGAGCCUGCACAGAGAAGACGGACACUUCCACUACUGUGGGAUUAAGACCAUGGAACUGUCAGACAGUGACCGUCCUGUUAGCUUCAGCUCCACCUCAUCUUCUGCAUCCUCCAGGGAUAGCCACUGUUCCUUUGGCAGCAGAACAACACUCGUUUCAAACAAUCACCUGGGCUUAUUCAACCAGGAUAAGGAAACAGGGGCCAUAAAGCUAGAGCUGAGCCCGGCCCAACGAUUUUCCAGCAAGGAGCUGAGUAAAAACAACCCCCCAAAGGAGCAGACCUCUGACGGAAGUCUUGGGAGAAGGCCAAGUAUGCCACGGAGAGCUGAAUCUAAGGAAAGUAGCAGAAACUGUGUCAUGUCCUUGAUUGCUGAGCCUCCAAGCCCAAAGCUCCUGUACGUUGACAGAGUGGUCCAAGAAAUCCUGGAGACAGAGAGGACGUAUGUGCAGGAUUUAAAAAGUAUUAUGAAGGAUUACCUUGAUUGUAUCACUGACCAAUCCAAGCUCUCUUUGGGGAUGGAGGAACAAUCAGCUUUGUUUGGAAACAUAAAAGAUAUCUACCAUUUCAACAGUGAACUUCUGCAAGAUUUGGAAAACUGUGAAAAUGAUCCUGUAGCUAUAGCAGAAUGUUUUGUUUCUAAGAGUGAAGAGUUCCACAUAUAUACACAGUAUUGCACCAAUUAUCCAAGGUCAGUGGCGGUACUUACUGAAUGCAUGAGGAACAAGUCCCUGGCCAAGUUUUUCAGAGAGAGACAAGAAGCUUUACAACAUUCUCUGCCUUUAGGAUCUUACCUCUUAAAACCUGUUCAGCGGAUACUCAAGUAUCACCUUCUUUUGCACGAGAUAGAAAACCACCUUGACAAGGACACUGAAGGUUACGAUGUGGUUUUAGAAGCCAUAGAUACGAUGCAGAGAGUGGCGUGGCAUAUUAAUGACAUGAAGAGGAAACAUGAACAUGCUGUCAGGCUGCAGGAGAUACAAAGCUUACUCACUAACUGGAAGGGACCGGACCUUGCUAGUUACGGCGAGUUGGUUUUGGAAGGAACAUUCCGCAUCCAGAGAGCCAAAAAUGAGCGCACUCUGUUCCUCUUUGACAAGCUGCUGCUCAUUACGAAGAAGCGGGAAGAGACUUUCACCUACAAAGCUCAUAUCUUGUGUGGCAAUCUCAUGCUAGUGGAAGUCAUACCAAAGGAGCCUCUGAGCUUCAGUGUCUUCCAUUACAAAAAUCCCAAGAUGCAACAUACUGUUCAGGCCAAAUCACAGCAAGAUAAGCGCCUUUGGAUUCUUCACUUGAAGAGAUUAAUUCUUGAAAACCACCCUGCCAAAAUCCCAGCUAAGGCCAAGCAAGCAAUUCUUGAAAUGGAUGCUAUCUAUCACCCAGGAUUCCAUUAUAGCCCAGAAGGAGAAAUGAAAGCAUCGAGUAAUUCUAAAGAAGGAAUCGCCCCACAGAGGGUGAGAAGGAAGUCAGAACCUUCAUCCAGAGCCCAUAAAAUCAUAAAGCCAAGUGAAAUGGAUCCAGACAUGAAAAAGCGGAUCAGUAUUGAAGGAACCCUGCUAUCUCAGGCUGAAGCCCUCCUCAGUCCUAGGAAAAAGUUUUCACUGAAUCACAAAGGACUGGACUCCAAUGAAGUGGCCUAUAGUAGCGACCAAGAGGAUAAUGCCCUCACUGGUGUUAUGGAUCAGACUGAUGCUGACGACGAGGAAGAGGCUGAACAGACCACACAACAAAAUUCCCAGCAGAAACCAAAAGGAGGCCGUAAAAGGUUAAACAGUCAAGUUGCUGAAAAUUUUGAGAAACGAAGAAGUGUGAAUCUCAGUAAAUGUGAAAUUCAGAAUGCAAAGGAGCCUGCAAAUGAAGCACCUUCCCAGGUCAACGCAAAGCUUUCCUUUUCCUGCAGUGGAGGUGGUCAUCCAUCUCGGCAGUUUGCACCGCAAAACAGCUCAUUUAUGGCAAAUAUUUUGGGUAGAACAGAUGCGGUGAGAAACAUCUGGACAGACCACCAGAUUCGGCAAGCCCUGUUCCCAAGCAGACGCCCCCCGCAAGAGAACACAGAGGAUGAAGAUGAUUAUCAGAUGUUUGUACCGUCAGAAUCAACGUCCAACUUGGUUUCCAUCGCCUGUGAAGAGAGAGGGCCUUCAGGCCGCCCUUGCAGCUGGCACGUAGGACUAGCUCAUCAGAGGGACAUUUCUAGCUCUAACUCUCAUAGAAUUGUGAGGAGGGCCAGCAGUGCUGGGGAAAGUAAAACUUCUCCGUCUGGUUCAAGAUACAGAAAAAAUGACCUUGGUCUGAAUGCUACUUGGAAUGAAAUAAAAAGUUCCAGGAGUGACAUGGACAAUCUGCAGGUAUACCUAGAAUCUUCAGAAGAACUUACUAUUGAUGACAUAGAUCAUGUCUAUGACAAUAUAAGUUUUGAAGAUUUGAAACUAAUGGGCCUCACUCGGAGGGAAGCGUCUGACCGUGCUCCACAAGGGUCAGCUAGAGACUCACUCUAUGAGGCUCAAGACCAAGACAUUGCUUUCAAUAAAAGGCAGGCACCUCAAAGCAGGACCUCUAUUUCUACCAGCAGAAAUGAAACUACUCCCAGGAGAGGAACUCCACCUGUAAGCUCUCAUGAUCUAAGGAUCAGUGAGGAAAAUAUCUAUGAUACCAUAGUCCUCCCAGAGCAAUCAGUGACAAAUUUCAAAUGUGAUCGCCUUAAGUGUUCCAAAAAGAGGAGUUUUCUGGGUCUGGAAACAGAUUUUGCAUGCUGUGACCACCUGCGACAGUUUGUUUCUGAAGAAAGCCUCCAUUUCAGUGAAGAUGAAAAUCCCUAUCAUUGUGUUCCAUUAGAUCAUGAUUAUUUGAGCUUAGUGGAUAGCUCAUCAAACUCUGAUUCACACUCUCACAAAUCUGCUGCGGACAAAUUAUCUGAGGAAGUGGAUGAAAUCUGGAAUGACCUGGAGAAUUACAUCAAGAAGAAUGAGGAAAAGACGAGAGACCAUGUCCUUGCAGCUUUUCCUGUCUGCAAAGAUGACAUAGACAACAACACGCCUACUAGAACUACUUGUGAGUUAAAUAAAGAUGUGGGAUAUUCACUCCCCCCUCUCUCAUUGCCAGAAACACCUGUUUUCCCAAAAGCUUUGCCCAACAAAGUUGCCAGGUUGAGUGAAGCCAACCUCAGAUUCGAGGAGGAAGCAUCACUAUGUAAGGAAACACCAUGUAGAGCAAAUUCCUUGAUGAGUCUCAACAGAUCUUCCCUCUCCAAUGAGAGAGCUUUUGUAGAUAGUCUUUAUGAAACUGCCAGUAGUAUUCUGUGCAGUGCAAAUGCAGAAAGUACUGACAAUGAACUGGAUGCUGUGGAUAAAACAAAGAACCGGGUUUUCACAAUGGCCAGACAGUACAGCCAAAAAAUUAAGAAGGCAAACCAGCUUUUGAAAGUAAAAAGCCCAGAACAAGAGCAACUUCUGAGCCGGCAACAUAAAUCAAGGCACAAGGACUUAGCAGCCAUUUUGGAAGAGAAGAAACAAGGAGGCCCUGCCAUUGGUGCCAGAAUUGCUGAAUAUUCCCAGCUCUACGAUCAGAUUGUUUUUCGGGAAACCUCACCCCAAAAGACCAGUUCUCAAGACCCAUCAAACAUAAGGUAUUCCUCACCAGUGUCAACAUCUCAGUUAGCUGCGGAAUGCUUCAGAGCAGAAGACUGGUUGCACUCAACAUACAGUAAUGUGGAACUCUCAGAUUUCUCUCCCUGGUCGGAAGUCUCACACCUGAAGGGCAGAAGCUCCCCUUCGGAAAUGAGCGCAAAGCAGAGACAGUUGCCAGCGGCCUGCUCAGUGCCUUCCCUUCAGACUCCUCUUCGCCCGCACAUUCCUGCACAAAGGUGGAGCGCAAUUAUAAGUCAGCCUAACAAAGAGAACUUGCACCACAGUCAGGUUUUUAACUCUUUAGGAAGACGGGAAAACAAUGCAAAGUCACAGAUAUAUAGCAGGUCACAAUCAUCUUCCUCUAUUGUGGCCAGCAAGUCUGGGGAUUCAAUAAAUUAUCCACAUGAAAUGGACAAGAAGCAGCUGCAUUCAGACAGGAACUUUCUCUCUGAACACUAUAAAGAAUGUGUGCCAGGUGCCACCCCAGGACUUGCAGCAUGUGAUGGAGCAAAGCAGAGCCUUGAGAAUUGCUCCAAAAUGAUUCUGCAGGAUUCUCAAAAAAUUCUUAGAGUUAACAGAAACUUGCUCUCAAAUGCACAAAUAGCUACCCAGAACUAUUUUUCUAACUUCAAAGACACUGAUGAUGGAGAAGGGGAUGAUGAUGACUACGUUGAAAUAAAAUCUGAAGAUGAGGGCUCCGAUUUAGAGUGUUUCUACAACCAAACAAAACUCUCGGAUCCAAACAUAAAUGUACAUUGCGCUGCUUCAGAAACUUGUAGUGACAAAAAUAUGCCCCUGACUCCUGCUAAGGCAUCAGACUCUUUCCUGGCCACAUGUAGUGAUUCAGAUAAAUUGAAUGAUUACCUAUGGAGGGUACCAUCUCCUAAUCAGCAGAACAUUGUCCAGUCCUUAAGGGAAAAAUUUCAGUGUCUUAGCUCAAGCAGCUUUGCUUGAUUUUUUUUUAUUCCUAACAUUAUGCCUUAAUGCUGACAAAGUUAUAAUAGGGCUGCCUGUACUGGUAGUGUACAUUGUAGUGUGUAUAUUUUAACUAUCAUGUAGUGAGAAAUUCAAAGUGACUAGUUUUGCACUGUCAAGUUAUUGACUGGCUCUACGUCGCAGGCAGAUUUCUGGCUAGCUUUUCCUUGCAUCCAUUCUUAACAGUGUCCCCUAUGCUGAAAUCAUGGCAAUGAUUUUAUGAGAGCCAGUCAUGUAGGCCAGAAUUCUGAUUUUGUUCUAGGAAUGGCAUUAAUGCUUAAAAGCCGGGAGGCGGGGGGACUGGCUUAUUAUGUGAAAUGUGCAGUGAAAUAUAA
Zootoca vivipara (common lizard) is the source of this 6912-nucleotide messenger RNA. NCBI's taxonomy places the organism in Eukaryota, Metazoa, Chordata, Lepidosauria, Squamata, Lacertidae. The record is from RefSeq and is a predicted model, not a curated record.